AUGACGCUGUCGACGAUGGCUUCGCCUGCGGAAAGUAAGCAAUCCCCACUUCACAUGCCACCUCCAGUGCUGGGGGGAGCAGACCCUGGAUACCGUGUUACUGACCUUCUUAGCUGUGGUGAAUCCGGCCACAUGACUCGUCAAUGCCCCAAUGAGCCUGUGCAUCUUCACUCCAAGGCUAGCAACGUUUCCUACGGUGCUUCAUAUGGCGACGACGCUGGCGAGAGUGGUGACCGUGCUUGUUUUAACUGCGGCCAGGCUGGUCACAACAAGGCCGAUUGCCCUGAGCCCCGUAAGAUGGGCGCUUGCUACAAUUGCGGCGAGGAAGGUCACUCCAAGGCCGACUGCCCUCAGCCUCGCAAGAUGGGCGCUUGCUUCAACUGUGGCGAGGAGGGUCAUUCCAAGGCCGAUUGCCCUCAGCCCCGUGUUUUCAAGGGCGCUUGCCGUAUCUGCGAGAAGGAGGGACACCCUGCUGCCGAGUGCCCUGAGCGACCCCCCGACGUGUGCAAGAACUGUCUUUCUGAGGGACACAAGACGAUCGAAUGCACCGAGAAGCGAAAGUUCGAUCUCAACCAUGUUGCUGACAUGCUUCCCGUGGAGGCUUGGGCUGCAAUGAAGAAGGCUAGCGAUGAGAGGGAUCUUGACGAUUUCCGCGAGGCGCUCAAGAUUUAUUCGAAGUCAUCCCCCGAGGAAACCUUCGCCGAUAUUGAAAAGAAGAUGCGCGAGGAGGACUUCAAGAUUUUCAUCAUUGCUCUGGUAAGCACUGGGUUCGUGUUACAUAUCCAAGGAUCAAUUGCUUAUGAAUGUCAACAGGAGAAGGAGGUCGAUGAUGUUAUCAGCCUGAUUGAUCUUCAGGGAACAUUGGACCGCGAGUACAUCGUUGGUUUCUAUUUCCGUGCAAAGGCGACGCGCGGCAAGCUGCGAGAGCGCUGGCCUGCCGACCCAGAGGAAAACCUGGAGCGACUGGCCAACGCUGGUCUCCCAUUUGACCGCAAGAUUCCCAAGUGUCUCAACUGUGGAGAGCUGGGUCACAUCAGGAAGAGUUGCAAGGAGGAGCGCGUUGAGAACGAUGAUCGCGUGGAGAUCAAAUGUUCCAACUGCGAUGAGGUUGGACACCGGGUGCGUGACUGCAUGGUCAAACGCAAGUACAGACAUGGAUGCCGCAACUGCGGCUCUGGAGACCACAUGGCCGCCGAAUGCACUGAGGAACGCUCUGCCGAAGGUGUUGAAUGCCGCAGAUGCAACCAGAGUAUGUCAAUGCAUGGGUCAACCCUCUCCAAAGAGCCUAGAUGUACUAAUAUCCUUUUUUUCUUUUCUUUUCAAGCUGGCCACUUCGCCAAGGACUGUCCCACUGCCGCUGAUCGUGGCCCUCGCCAGUGCCGCAACUGCGGAUCUGAGGACCACCUGGCGCGUGAAUGUGAUCAGCCCCGUAAUCCCGCUACCAUGACCUGUCGCAACUGCGAACAAGUUGGUCACCUCUCCAAGGAUUGCCCCCAGCCAAGGGACUAUUCAAAGGUUCAGUGCAACAACUGUGGAGAAUUCGGCCACACCUUCCGCCGUUGCAAGCAGCCCCCCAAGGAAGAGGCGGAGGACGUGCCUUCUUUCUCCCCACCUGGGAGCCCUCCUCAUGGCAGCUUUAAUGAUCGCGGAGCAUCUGCUGCCGCCGGCGGUGACGACGAGGGAGGUUUCCGUCGUCGUGAUCAAGACGAUCGCUGGUAA
Molecule: messenger RNA, 1719 nt
Organism: Penicillium salamii
Lineage: Eukaryota; Fungi; Ascomycota; Eurotiomycetes; Eurotiales; Aspergillaceae
Source: the annotation of a GenBank genome assembly